CACUUCAUGUCUUUUUUCCUUUUUCCCUUUCUUUUUCCUUUUGCACCAACUACUGCACUGCAUUCUUCUGUCAAAGCCCUAGAUUUGAAAAUCUAGGGUUUUGUUUUGUUAAUGUGUUACGGACAUGAUUCCGGAACUUCCACCUUGCUAAUUUGAGUUUUCUGUCUUGAAUCCAAGCUCUUGAUUUUUCUGCAUUUUUAAUAACUAAGCUCUGUCGUGGGUUUUCAAUGGUGAUUUUGUUUGAGCCCUAAUGCUACUUUCUUUUUUUGGUUAUUUAUUUUCCUUUCUACUUGGGCAUUCGUAUCUCAUCUUUUAUUGUGGGGUUCUCAAAUUUGUCUAGGUAAACAAAACAAAACCCUUGUUCUAAUGUUCACUUGACAAAAUCUCUGAGCUUGUUAAAUGAAUAUCUAGAGCUACUUGGUUUUAGAUCUUUUUUUCUUUUUUUCGGUUUAUAUUUGGGGUUAAAAAUCUAAUCUUUCCAUCAUUGUCAAAGCUUUUUCCUUUUGACCAGUAGAAGAGUAUCUCCUGUUUUAGUAUCUUCAUCUGGUUUCUUGGUACCAGGAAGUUAGUUUAUCUGUCAGAAUUUACAAAUCUCUUAGUAAAUGCAUGGAUGGGAGAGAAGCUAUGGCAUUCUCUGGUGGGUCUGCUCCAUAUUACAUGCAUAGAGGAGGGGUUGGUGGGUCUGGUCCUGGAACACAAACUGGAGGGUUCCAAGCACCCUCUGGGUUCAGAGCUUUGUCACAUGACAGGUUUGGUUCUACAUUUUCAGCAGAGCCUCAGCGUGCCAGUUUUAUUCAUGGCAUUAGCAUAGAUUCCUCUCCUGUUCCUGUUCAUGGAGUACCUUCUUCAGGUGAGCCUGUGAAAAAGAAAAGAGGGAGGCCUCGUAAGUAUGGUCCUGAUGGACCAGUUUCUUUGAGACUCUCUACAAUGUCUGCCACUGCUGAUUCCACUCCGGGCUCAACCACUCCUUCCCAGAUACGGCGUAGAGGGCGCCCCCCUGGAAGUGGAAGGAAGCAACAGCUAGCCACACUUGGUGAAUGGAUGAACAGUUCUGCAGGAAUGGCUUUUUCACCUCAUGUUAUCACCAUUGGAGCUGGGGAGGACAUUGUUGCAAAGUUAUUAUUGGUUUCACAGCAGAGACCAAGGGCUUUAUGCAUCUUGUCGGGAACUGGGACAGUUUCUUCAGUCACUCUGCGUCAGCCGGCUUCUACUACUGUCAGUGCUACUUAUGAGGGCCGAUUUCAAAUAUUAUGCUUGUCUGGUUCUUACUUGGUUGCUGAAGAUGGUGGACCUCGCAAUAGAACAGGUGGCAUGAGUGUUUCCCUUUCCAGUCCGGAUGGUCAUAUUAUUGGUGGUGGUAUUGCUAGGCUUAUCACUGCAAGCCCAGUACAGGUGGUAGUGUGCAGUUUCUUAUAUGGCGGGUCUAAGCCAAAGACUAAGGAAGGGACAAGUACAAAAGAAAGCAAUUCGGAGCCUCAGAGUAGUGAUAAGUUAGCUUCUCCUCCUAAUCAAAACUACACCUCUUCUGCAACAGGCAUGUGGCCAGUAGAUACGAAAAGUGCACAGCCACACACUGGUAUUGACUUGACUCGUGGGUGAAAUUUUAUUGUGGAAGAGACAUAGCUGCUUUGUAUGUAUAUAUAUCUCUUGUUGUUGUAUAUGAACUGAAUUUGUGAGGAGCAUUGUGACUCUGCUUCUGCUUGUUAUCCCCAUUGGUAGGUGACACAAGUUCGCACUAACUUAUGUUGUAACUGUAACAAAUGGAUCAUUUCGGGGUUAAGUAACAACCUUGACUUGUGCAAAAAUGUGUGGUGAAAUG
Molecule: messenger RNA, 1819 nt
Organism: Gastrolobium bilobum
Lineage: Eukaryota; Viridiplantae; Streptophyta; Magnoliopsida; Fabales; Fabaceae
Product: AT-hook motif nuclear-localized protein 5-like
Exons: 5
Coding region: 607-1599 (330 amino acids)
Molecular function (GO): minor groove of adenine-thymine-rich DNA binding
Source: RefSeq, a predicted model, not a curated record